AAGAAAAUGACAUCUUUCAAGUUCUCAAUUUUGAAAAUUUGCUGCGACAGUCGGACGCUUUGACGAUUUUCGAAACUCUAGCUCCGCCCCACUCUAAAUUCGACCACUGUUAGGCCAGUUAUUCAUCCGAAGUCUUGACAACAGCCAAAGCUUGCGUUGCACUCGCAUCGCCAUUGCCUGAAAAGUUGCCUUACUUGUUAAUAAAGGUUUGCCAUAAUUUGAAAUCAGAAAUCGUCAUUAACUUGAGACUGGUGUUAAACCCAUUUCCGCAGCCAUGACGGCUGAUGUCGAGAAGAGCCCACAUUGCUUGCUGUGUAACAGUAGGGUGGGAGUUUCCACUAGAAACAGCUGCCCCAUCUUUCAGCAAAAUGUGACAUCAUCAGAGAGAACUGUUGCAGCCACCAUCGGUUUAGUCCUUAAUCAGGAACUGUCUCAAGAAACAGUGCACAGCGAUGUGGUUUGCAAAAAGUGCUAUAAACUGUUAAAUGAAUUCGAUGAACUGGAAGAAAGGCUUGUUGAGCUACGGAUGGAAUUGUCCUCCAACUACAAUCGUACUCUAGCCAAGCGAAAUGGAGACCUAGUGGAAGAAGAAGCUGAGGAUGAGGAGGCCUUAGAUGAGUCAGGUUGGGCUGCUGACGAUCGAGAAUACAAACCUCAAAUAAAACUACCAUUGGAGGAUGGUAAUGCACAACCAUCUGCUAGAGGUCGUAAGAAAACCAUGGUGAAGCGGACUAUUAAAGUAGAGCAUGUUGAUGGUGAACAAAAGGAGAAUGAAGGUGAGGGCACAAUUGUUGAAGAGUUUGAAAUUGAAUAUGACGCCAAUGAUGUCCCUGAAGCUGAAGAGGGAGAAGGUGCAGAAGGAGAAACUGCUGAAGAUGGACCAUCAAAGGUUGAAGAUGGUCAAGAGUCUCCUAAAAAAGUGUCAUAUCCUCAAGUCAAAAGAAGGAGGAGAAUGGCAAAGAAACGAGGCCGCAAACCUGCCAUUAAGGUGAAACCAGAGGAAACGAGACUUGUUGAAGAAAUGGUGGCACGUGAAGAGGGUCAAUAUGUGUGCUUGGUGUGCACUGAUCAGAAGGUUACAGGAGAUGACAAAACUAUGACUCUGCACAUGCGGGACGUGCAUGAGUUCAGGCUAUACGUGUGUGACAUUUGUGGUGCAGUAUUCCGUAAACGCACAGAGAUGUCUACUCACUUGGAUGAACAUGUGGCUAAUGAACAAGGUGAUUUCCAAUGUGAGGUGUGCAACCGUAUUUUCAGUAAUUUGCGUCUUUUCCGCAUCCACAAGAGAAUGCAUUAUCCUACAUCCAAACUGCACACCUGUGAUACAUGUGGGAAACGCUACAGUUCUCGGAAUCUGUUGGAAGAACACAUCAAUACUCAUACAGGAGCCAGGCCAUAUGUGUGUCAAUGUGGCAAAAGUUUUGCUUCUAAAUACACUUACAAGGCUCAUAUUAGAAUUCAUGAGCAGCGUCCUCGCCCCUUUGCUUGCACUGAAUGUGAUAAAACUUUCCUGACCUCUCAAAAUCUGACACAGCAUCUUCGAACACAUUCAGAAGUCAAAAACUUCAUUUGCAAGCAAUGUGGUAAAGGAUUUGGCACUGCCCGAAACUUGGAGGUGCAUGCAAUCGUCCAUACAGGUUUCAAGCCAUUUAUUUGUAGGAUGUGUGGCAAAGCAUUUGCACGAAAGGCUGAAAUUCGUGACCAUGAGCGUACUCACACUGGUGAGAAACCAUACCAAUGUGAGUUCUGUGGUGCCACAUUCAGCCAACGUAGUAACUUGCAGUCUCACAAACGAGCUACUCACUACGAUGACAAGCGCUACAAGUGUACUGAAUGCACAAAGGCCUUCAAGAGGCGCCGUUUGUUGGACUAUCACAUGAAAGCUGCCCAUACUGGAGAAAGACCUUAUAAGUGCAACACAUGUGAUGCUACUUUUGUGUAUCCUGAACACUUCAAGAAGCAUCGUCGUAUUCAUACUGGUGAAAAGCCGUAUCACUGUGAGGUGUGUGGUAAAGCAUUUAACAGCCGUGACAACCGUAAUGCUCACCGCUUUGUCCACAGUGACAAAAAGCCAUACGAGUGUUUGGUUUGUGGAAUGGGCUUCAUGCGGAAACCUUUACUCUACAACCACAUGCAAUCUCAGGGACAUCUGAAUGACACCAUUGUGGUUAACCAGCCAAGACUAACCACAGAGGAGGAUAUCAUAGCAGAAGGUGGUGAAGAGAUGGAGAUGACUAUUGUUGGUGAAGAUGAACUUCAAGGAGGGCAACCUGUGUACAUAGCAGAACUGAAAGAACAUGUAAUCAUUCAAGAUGGUGAAGAUGGACAAGAGCGCAUUGUGUUGAGAGAUGGUCAAGAUCUGCGUGAACUGGCUGAGCACCACAUUGUGACAGAAGGGGGAGUAGGCCAUCUCAUCAUUGACGGACAGCAAGUUCAAUUUGCGGAUGCCUCUGAUCUUGCUGGUAUUGAGCAAGUUGAGGGUGAAGGCGGGGAGACCUACACUAUUGGAGGACACCGUGCACUCGUCGUACCAGCAACACCACAUCUUGCAAACUAUGGAGAUGUUGUGGAACAUGAUGGAGAGGGAGAAAUCAUUACAGGUCUUCAAGACGGUGAAACACAAGUGGUCCAAGGCGAAUCGGGACCUGUGCAUCUUGUUCAGAUUAAAAUACCAUCGGGAACUGUUGGGGAUAAGACAUGGUUGAACAUUGUACCAUCAUAAUGACUGUUAGUUUUGUUAAGAUACUACUCUAUUUUUCUUUUCCCCCCUUCUAGACAUUUACUACAUCCUCAUCAGUGUAGUGAAUGUUUCAUUAGGUGACUUGUGUGUUUAAAGUAAAGCAUUAGUUUAAGUUCUUCAGUAAACUGGUUUUUAAUAUUCUUUGUUGUGGUUGAGUCUAGUUUGACAAAUAGCACAGCCACUGUAAUGCUGCAAAGAAUUGUUCCAAUUCUGAAUCUAUCAGACACCAAUAUCUUCAUUCCUUACUUCUGGCAUCCAAAGAUAGAAUUAUAGAAAGUUUUUAAUUUGAUGGUGCUUUGAGAUGCAUGUGUUCCAAUAUUUCCUUAUGAAGUUGUAAUAAAUUAAUUUAAUAAAGCUAGUCUGCCUUAAGCAGCGGAAAGUCUUCUCUUAGUCAUUGUCGUUCCUCACACAAGGAUGGCUGUGAACUGCUGCAAGAGCCAAACUUUCCACUUCCAUUGCACAAAAUUCAAUAGCUUUGUAUAUUUUGAGUAAAUGUCUAUGCCAGGUAAUCAGUGUUGUACAUAAUGUUUUUAUGCAUAGGAAGAGUGUUGUUAAUGUUCUUAAAACCAAGUUUGUUUAAGGAGUAGACAUUUAUGUACAGGCAAAAUAUUUUAAGUAAUGUUAUUUAAAAGAGAAUGUAUGUAUUUCAAUAUUCAACAAUUGACUCAAAGGAUAAUUAUGUGAUAAAAUGCAAGAGCAAGAGUUCAAUUUUCGGUUUUGAAGUGUCCAUUUAAAUAUCUUUACCACACCAAGUUCUGAUUCUGCUUUGUCUCCAACAGAUCUACGACUGUUUCAAUUUUGUCAUCCUUUUAGUGUAUACCUUAAAUCAGCUUGGUUUGGAUAUGGUUAUAAAUGCUUCACAAGUGCCAAAAGCCAAGGGGGCAGAUAUUAAUUAAUUAUGUGAAGCAUUGUUCACCUUCAGCCAUUUUACUGUUUUGCUCCUUUUAUCACUCAAUUUUUCUUGCAGUGAUUAUCAGAUCAGCAAAUUGAAGUUUGCUGUUUCCUCUCUAUGUGCACUCUUUUUCUUUCUCUUUUUGUGUGUGUCUGUGCGUGCUUGCGUGCGUGCGUGUGUGUAAGGGGUGGGCGAGUUAUUUUAACAGGAGGGAAAUCUGCUCUAAGCCAGCUGUUAGCAUAGUGUAUGUCUGGCUGUUGAUGCAGUACAAAGGGUGCAAUUUCUGCCAUAGCACAAUACACGAUGUUUCUACUACUGGCUCACAGUUGAUUUUUCUUUUUAGGAAUUAUCAUUCUAUUCAAUCUGUGUAUCAAAAUGAAAUGAUUGAAUUUCUCUAGCUGUGCCAUUUAUGUGGUCUGUCAUGAAAUUCUGAGUUGUUUUUUUUUGUAUGUUUUUUGGGCUUUUUUUUAAUUGAUUGAUUGUGGAAAUUAUUGUCUCAAAAACAAUAAUAAUUCUUAGCCUGGUACUGUACUUACCAAGGAACAUCUUUAUUUUUCAUCACUCAAAUCUAAAAAUAUUCAUUUCUGUUUUGAAUCAUUAUCAUGUGUUGCUUUGUUUUUCAAUAUAAAAAGAAAGGUGUUCAAAUACACUAUUGCAUAUUUGCCAACAUACAGGUACUUCAGUGUAUUUUUAAGUGGUAUGGUAAUCAUUUCGUCAUAAUGUAUGUGUGUGCAGUGGGUGUUACCAUUUAUGGUGCCAUUUACGUAGUGGAGUAUACCAAAUGCAUUAGAUACAUUUUUAGAAUGUUCUGUUCCUUGUGUGCAGCCCAUACUACUAUACCAUCUUAUCAUAUUGAAAUAGGAUUUUAUUUGGCAACUUGGGGCUACAUGUUCUAAGUUGUUAGUUAUAAUGUAUGUACUCAAUGUGGUAAUUGAGACCUAAUGUCGAAGCAACAUUAAAACUUAAUCUCCCAUGC
Thrips palmi is the source of this 4608-nucleotide messenger RNA. RefSeq names its product zinc finger protein 436-like. The transcript has 11 exons. Gene Ontology annotation, biological process: regulation of transcription by RNA polymerase II. The record is from RefSeq and is a predicted model, not a curated record. The coding region runs from base 275 to 2722 and encodes 815 amino acids. Gene Ontology annotation, cellular component: nucleus. NCBI's taxonomy places the organism in Eukaryota, Metazoa, Arthropoda, Insecta, Thysanoptera, Thripidae. Gene Ontology annotation, molecular function: DNA-binding transcription factor activity, RNA polymerase II-specific; RNA polymerase II transcription regulatory region sequence-specific DNA binding; zinc ion binding.